Molecule: messenger RNA, 1642 nt
Organism: Galendromus occidentalis (western predatory mite)
Lineage: Eukaryota; Metazoa; Arthropoda; Arachnida; Mesostigmata; Phytoseiidae
Exons: 3
Coding region: 437-985 (182 amino acids)
Source: RefSeq, a predicted model, not a curated record
AAUAUCUACUGAGGGGCCGUGCCAUCGUUGUGUUGUGGUGGUGAUAUGCUGCUCGGUGGUGGUGCUGCAAGCUGGUGAUAUUGUUGUGUGCAACUCUCCCACAUCAACUCAUUCCAAGUCGUCGUCGAGUGCCGCUGCUGAGUUGGAGGUGAAAAACGAGACGACGUCGCCACUGCCUUACACACCUCCACUCGCGGUGCCGCCAUCCGUCCCGAAUCGGUACUUCCCGAAGUCCGCCGCGAUUCACACGCUUGAUAGAAGAAAAUCAGGUGGAGCAGCUGCAGCAGCGUGACAUUGUCGGGCGGACAUAGACUGCGAAUUCGGGGAGCAGAGAUAUCCCUGAACGGAGAACGCUUCCAUCAAGUAAUCGCGAUCCACGAGUCCACGUCCGAAACUGUGAGAAUCCACCCCGCCUGCCUUAACCCGACACUCACAGAUGGCCACCGAUGAAGCGAAAAUGGGUAAAAAUAACGGCAAUAAGGAAUCGCCAGCGGCCGACGACGACUGGGAGCGAAUGAUCGACAAUGGCUCGUUAGAUCGGGCCAUCGAGAAGCUCAGCAUGAAAAACUCCCCGAAAGGAGCCACGAAUGAUUCUGAGAAAGAUAUGGAGGAAGCUCCGAAAGUCCAGGUUCGUCUGGAAGAACCGCCCAUCCGAACACCAUUCACGCCCAUGGUCCGGAUAUUGAAGAGAGAAACCGCGAGCCCGAGAAUCGCAACGAACAAGGAACUUGCAUUGAGUAACGCGAACGGACAAUCGGCGCCGAAGAACCCUCCGAGCACUAAGACUUUCGCGCAGCGUCAAGACGAGUACGCACGUGCCAGGGCCCGCAUCAUGGGCAACCAGAGCGCCAAUGCUUCGGUCGUACCGAACGGAAACUUCCGAGCGACGCUCCUCGACUCAUCGAACAAUCGUAACCAAGACGGACAAUUACCGCAGCAGCCCCCACAACAAUCCUUUAAAGAUCGUCGCACGAACGGACGAUGAGUCAGAGGAUGCGAUUAUUGAUUGAAUCGAUUCUGAAGUACCGGGCGGUGGGCCUGGGCCGGUGUUCCGGAGAUUUCCUCUUCCCGUCCAUCGGUACAACGGGCGACGGGGUCGAUAGGUGCUCGAACACCAGUCGUCGAAACGAGCCCACAACCGAUACGCGAACUGGGAUCGAAGCGUGCUUCACGCCAAUCACGGAGCUCCAAUCUCUAGACCGAGGUCCUUCGGCGCUACGCCACGACCGUGAGCGGAUCUGGAUGAUGACUCCGGCCGGAUGAGACCCAGGCCCACAGGAGAGAAAGAGAACAUUUCAAUUCGAGCAGGAAAUUUGAUGAGAGAAAACAAUAUCGAGCUUCAGGAAACUCUGAAACGAAGAGACUUUCCGAGACAGUGCUUCCGGUGCGAGACCACGUUUCAAGCUUUGGUCGACCCUUCGAUUCGUGAUCAGCCAAACGUCAGUCACAGGAACCAAAAUGUUCCGAGCCUUCGAGAUCGUGAGAAGGGCGGUAUCGAUCGCGGACCGCGCAGUGAAAGCAAUCAGAGUUUGGGUGGAUCUUUUGUUACCGUAUGUUAUCCACCAGGCCGCGUUCCCCAGGCCGGGUGCUGCAUGCGUCUCGAUCAAAAUAACCCCGACCUAGUGAUAUAGGAAGAACAAUU